CUACAUUUAGUUCUGAUUCUUGGAUAUAGAUACCUAGGUGCCCGAGUUGACUCUGAAUCUCCCUUCUACCAAUUAUCGAUCGAAGAAGUAUGGAAGGACUGGGUAUGGACAGAACGUCUCCCGUGUAGAGAUGAAGUAUGUGAGUACCAUCAGCACGUUAAGCGGACGUUGAGUAUAAAGAAGAAGAUACGGUUCAAUACAGUUUCAGAGGAAUCUGCGUUCUGGCCUGAAGUACUAGUUACAAUGGGAAAGUGUGUAGCUGUGUUAGGAACAGGUGCCUCUGGAGUCCAGGUUAUCCAAGCUAUCGGUCCAGAGGUAAAACAUUUGACUGUUUUCCAGCGAACCUCGUACUAAGCGCUGGCCAUGCAACAACAAAAGCUAGACAAGGAGAUUCAGCAAAAAUCGAAACGAUUAUUUCCUGACAUGUUCCGCCGCUGCAGAUAAACUCCGAGUGAGUUUGUGAUUCCUAUCGAGCAUCACGCCUAAAAGACUGAUCAAGCUCAUUU
Messenger RNA from Lentinula edodes (shiitake mushroom), 506 nucleotides. RefSeq lists its product as uncharacterized. The annotation marks the transcript as partial. Lineage: Eukaryota; Fungi; Basidiomycota; Agaricomycetes; Agaricales; Omphalotaceae. The transcript is spliced from 2 exons. The record is from RefSeq and is a predicted model, not a curated record.